CCUCCCCAAAUUGAGUUGCUGCUUCCAAAAUUUGUUGAUGGCUUAGGCCUUCUCUUUCAAAAACUAGUUUGUUCCUUGCUAUCCAAAGUUGCUACAUAAGUCACGGUGGGGGUUAUCACGCCGGAGUUCUACCACGUCGUCAUUACGUUGCUUGUGCACAACUCAAUAAAUAGUGCCAUAGUGAUUUCUUCUACUGGCCAAAUCUCAAACAAAUCGAGGAAAUUGCAAGUAACAUCUCAUGGGGUCUCCUUCUUACUGGUAACCGAUUAUGAAAUACCUUCAUAGAAAAAUUUUGAUCUUUGCCUCUUUGGUAGGUAUUUCAGGUCCCAUAAGGAAGAUCAUUGUCUCUUUGACUUGCAUUAUUAUAGGAGUAAUUUUAACUGUGGGUGGUGAAAUUCGUGGACAACCUUGUAACUCGAAGUAACAGUGUACAAACCCUUCUUCUCGAGUGAUCAGGGAUGCAUUGGAGACAAAAUGGAAAAAGGUGAAGACCUUAAGGGCCGAGCAAGUAAGAAAUCAACACAAUCACACUCUAAGGAAGCACACCAACGGAGGGCACACAAAACUUCAACACCUUCUAUGGAAAGCACAUGUGCUAGAGAGAUGGAGGAGGGAGCCAUAAAAAGACAACCCCGUAAGACCACUAAACCACCACCAUCGAGGCUAGGCCGCAAAGAACCAUCGGAAAAACACUCAGUGAUGCAUAAUAAAAACAGGAAAGCUACCACGAGAAAGGUGCGCAUUGUCAAAGGCAAAUCAUGGACAGACAGCACAAAAUCACCUAUAGAGGGAGCUGCCUCAAAGCCGAAGGAGACACAUUUAAUAGCUACCGACUCUGAUGAGGAGGAUAAUGAGCCAAUCGCUAAGAGAAUGUGCCGCCUACUUCAACAUGUGGGAAGCCCACAAGAUGAGAAACAAGCCAAUGACGAGGUCAAUGUCAAUCAUGAGAAAACUCCUACAAAACUGUUAGUUACCAAUGAUCGCACUCCAACCAUUCUAUCAACAGCAGUAGUACCACUUGAAGGAUAUGAUUUUGAGAGGCAAGUUCUUUGUGACAAAAUCUGUUGUUUGUCCAUGUUGCAUAUGCUAUCAUUCUAAUUACUUUGAAUGAAUGAAGUGUUACUUUUAUCUAAAAUCUGUUGCUUUUUUCGCAGCGACCCUAGCAUUUUGUCCUUGCGGUGCCCGGAAAGUGAAAAACUGUGGAAAAACAAUGAACAAGGUCGGCACACAAGGCCGAUAAGCCUGGAACCGAUCCAAAUUAUGCUGCCAAAGAUUUUACAUUGCCACACACCGAGUCCAACACGACCUAGCUUCUCUUUUAGGUUGACUCAGUUAAGAAAGACACCCACCCCAUCCCCUACUCCAUUAGUACAUCUGAGACUUAAGAGUUUAAAGUUGGACAAGAGUAAAGAGAAACUAGUCCAAGGAUGGAUUCUGAAUACGUCCCUCGACAAAGAGCAGCCCUUGGCAAAGUACGAAAGUAGACCGUAUCUAGUAUUGCUCAGGAAGGACCUAUGGACGUUGAAAGCCCGUAGCUGGGUCAACAACAACAUCAUACUAUGGAUGUGCUACAUAUUCAACGGAACAGCGUCAUCGAGAUUUAGACGUGAUUUUUACUGCGUGUCUCCGGGGAUAUUAGAAACGGUCAUGCACCAACGAAAUCUGGAUGCCUUUCAUGAUACGGCAAUUCCGGUGUAUAUAGGGUUGGGUGCAAACUUCGGUGAGGACACUAGAUUCUUCAACAAAGUCGAAGCAGCUAGGAGAAAAUGGUGGUUGAUUCCCAUAUGUUUGAACAACCAUUGGUGCCUCUAUGCGUUUGAGGUGGCCAAAAAAAGGAUGCUGGUACUCGAUCCUAUGCAUUCUGAGGCACCCGAUGCUGGUCGGAAUAAAUUGGAUGCAUAUGCGGGGAGACUGGUUGAAGACAUGGCCAAAGUUGCCAUCCCAUCGUACGAGCGCACCACGCAUGGCCCGCCUCGUGCAUACGCCAAAGUCCCUAAGCAACCAAAUAGCUAUGAUUGUGGCAUUUAUGUCAUAAAAUUUAUGGAGAGGUGGACUGAAGACGGUCAACUUGAUGCAUGGGACAAUGAUAUUCUUAGGUCAAUUAGGUCGGAGUUGAUGCUAGACAUCGUUAUGGGUCCACGAAAUUCAUUGGUUGAUCAGGUGCGAACGUUAUUGGAAGCUAAAGAUGUACCUAUACACCGCAAUCAUCCAAGAAACAAGUGUAAGGAGGUCAGCACACCAUUCACAGCACCAAGAACAAGAACUCUGGUACAGCAGGCCAAAGGAUUACCCAUGAAAAGAACUGAUAAAGGGAGAAAAAAUAGCUGAAUAAAUUUGAAUAGUACAAUUCACUUUGGCACAUUUUAUUUGU
Messenger RNA from Arachis ipaensis, 2371 nucleotides. NCBI's taxonomy places the organism in Eukaryota, Viridiplantae, Streptophyta, Magnoliopsida, Fabales, Fabaceae. The record is from RefSeq and is a predicted model, not a curated record.